Molecule: messenger RNA, 4819 nt
Organism: Corapipo altera (White-ruffed manakin)
Lineage: Eukaryota; Metazoa; Chordata; Aves; Passeriformes; Pipridae
Gene: SLC39A14
Product: solute carrier family 39 member 14
Exons: 10
Coding region: 749-2209 (486 amino acids)
Biological process (GO): zinc ion import across plasma membrane; intracellular zinc ion homeostasis
Cellular component (GO): membrane
Molecular function (GO): zinc ion transmembrane transporter activity
Source: RefSeq, a predicted model, not a curated record
UGUAGGGUGGGCUGGCCGGGAUAUUCCCCUGUUUGCUGCCCGCCUGCCCGCCCCGGGGCCUGCGGGGAGGGGUCGCGGGGAGAGGAAAGGACAAGACACUGCCCGGAGGCUCCAGGGAGGGCAGAGGGGGGUCCGUGACUCGGGAAACGUGGCCCCGGGACGUGCCCCAGGGCACGGAAACCCUCCUGGAAGCCGUCCUGGAAACCCUCCUGCCCGCGGGGCACGUGGAGCAGCGUUUGCUCCGGAAGGAGCUCGGCCCCGCCGGCUCCAGGAGCGGGAUUCAUCCCGGUGGGGUUUUCGGGAGCCCCCAGUGCCCCCCCCUCCCCUUCCAGUCUUGCGCCAGCGAGCGGGAUUUCGGGAAGAGCUGGCGCGGGGCUGACGUCGCCGGGGUCAUGGCUUUGCCAGCGGUUCUUAUUCCCGGCGUCACCUUCCCGCUGGCGGAUCGAUAACCGCUGGGAAGUGAAGCCCAGGGAGAUGGGAAGGAUUGGCGUGGCCUUGGGAGCUCUGUUGUGUGCUGUCGUGGCAUCGCUCCCGGGCACAUCCCUCGCCGGGCGCCCGUCCCUUCCCGUGGCAGCGGUUUGUCCCCGUGCCCCAUCCCGGAGGGAGAUAAAGUAGGUCAGGCGCUGGCUCCGGGCUCCGGGAGCGGAUCCCGGCGGGAGGACGCCCUUGGAGGGUCCCGAGGCGCUGCGGAGCUGGAGAACCCCCGGGAGCCGUGUCCUGGCAGCCCCCCACGCAUCCCAGAGGCACCAUGAUCCCCGGCGCGGGCCCCCGGAGCUGCUGCCUGCUCCUGCUGCUCUGCCUCCUUCCCUGCCCGCGGGUCCGGGCGGGCAGGGACAGCCCGGGAGUCUCCGCAGCCUCCUUCCUGCAGGAUCUGCUCCAGCGCUACGGAGAGAGCCAGACCUUGAGCCUGAAGCAGCUCAAGGCCCUGCUGAACCGCCUGGAUGUGGGAGUGGGACACGCCAACGUCUCCCAGUCACCGCAGCAGCGCCUGAACCUCUCCCGGUGCUUCAGCUCCGUGGAGCUUUUUGCCAUCCACAACCUGAGCGAGGGCUCUGCCGUGGGGCACAGGGAGUUCAAGGAGUUCUGCCCCACCAUCCUGCAGCAGCUGGAGUCGGGGGCGUGCGCCUCCGAAAACCUGGAAAAUGAGGAAAACGAGCAGACGGAGGAGGGCAGACCCAGCUCGGCUGAAGUGUGGGGCUUUGGUUUUCUCAGUGUGUCCAUGAUUAACGUGGCCUCCCUGCUCGGAGUCCUCGUCGUGCCGUGCUCCGCCAAGGCCUUUUUCCGCCGGGUCCUCACGUUUUUCAUCGCGCUGUCCAUCGGCACGCUGCUCUCUAACGCGCUCCUCCAGCUCAUCCCAGAGGCGUUUGGAUUCAACCCUCAGGAAGAUUAUUACGUUUCCAAAUCCGCCGUGGUGUUUGGGGGCUUCUACCUCUUCUUCUUCACGGAGAAGGUCCUGAAGAUGCUCCUGAAGCAGAAGGACCAGCACCACCACGGGCACAGCCACUACGGCCCCGAGGCUCUGCCCUCCAAGAAGGACCAGGAGGAGGGGGUCACGGAGAAGCUGCAGAACGGGGACCUGGACCACAUGAUCCCGCACAUCACCAGCGAGCUGGAGCGCAAGCCCCCCUCCGGGGAUGAGAAGGCCGUGGUGGGCUCCCUCUCUGUCCAGGACCUGCAGGCCUCCCAGAGCGCGUGCUACUGGCUGAAGGAGGUGCGGUAUUCCGACAUCGGGACGCUGGCCUGGAUGAUCACCCUCAGCGACGGCCUCCACAACUUCAUCGACGGGCUGGCCAUCGGCGCCUCCUUCACUGUCUCUGUCUUCCAAGGGAUCAGCACCUCCGUGGCCAUCCUCUGCGAGGAGUUCCCUCACGAGCUGGGGGACUUUGUCAUCCUGCUGAAUGCCGGGAUGACCAUCCGCCAGGCUCUUUUCUUCAACUUCAUCUCCGCCUGCUGCUGCUACGUGGGCCUGGCCUUUGGCAUCGUGGCCGGCAGCCACUUCUCUGCCAACUGGAUCUUUGCUCUGGCUGGAGGGAUGUUCCUGUACAUAGCUCUGGCUGACAUGUUCCCCGAGAUGAACGAGGUGAGCCGGGAGGACGAGCAGAACGGCAGCGCCCUGAUCACCUUCGCCAUCCAGAACGCGGGGCUGCUCACGGGCUUCACCAUCAUGGUGCUGCUCACCAUGUACUCUGGCCAGAUCCAGAUUGGGUAGGACCAGCCCAAACUGCAGCCCUGAUCCACUUUUUUCCUUUUUUUUUGGGGUGGGGUGGGGGGAAGGGGUUUUCCUUGGGGUUUUUUUUUUUUUCUUACCCUUUUCCUGCUGCAAGCAAACGACGGUACCUGUGCGGGCACUGACGUCACACUACAGAGGAGACAUCGCUUUGAAAGCUGUUCCACAGACCUUCUUUGGGUUUAAGACUGUGAGGGGAGGCUGAAUCCCCCUUUCCCAUAGGACUGACCUGACCAGAGAAUCGCUUUCCCGUGUCAUAUCCCUGGCCUCCUCGCCUCUCCCGGGAAGGAUGGAGUGGGGAGGCAGGAGCUGCUUCAGCCGUGCUCAGAGCAUUCCCAUGGGAUGUGACGCCGUCCUGACCCCUUUGGGGUGGGGACAGAUGGGGACAGACCCUUCUUGGAGCGUUCCCAUGGGAUGUGAUGCAGUCCUGACCCCUUUGGGGGAUGUAUGAUUGGGACAGACCCUUCUUGGAGCAUUCCCCACCAGCCAUCCCUUGGAGCUGUGCUCUCCAGGCACUGCUGAGGAUGAGGAGGCUCAUGGUGUCACCACCAUCCGACGGGGUUUGCUCCGUUCCAGCCCUGGGAAGAGCAGGGUGAAGAGGGUUGAGAUUUUAAAGCACCCUUUGGGUGUCCACGCUCGGAGCAGAGGACACCAGGCCAGGUUGGAGUGACACGUGGGCUGCUGGGAGAAACCUGGCCAGGAUAUCCUGACCCUCCCUGUGCUGCUGGAAAGAGGGGCAAAUCCCAACUCCUCCUGGUGGGAAGGGGGGUGAGAGCAGAGCCCUGCCUGGCCGUGGGCUCCCAGCCCAGGGGUCUCUCCUCAGACUGUGUCCAAGCUCACGGUGACACUCGGGAACAGCCACCGGCUUUUAAACACUGCUGAGGUUCAGGGUGGGGCGGGGGGUGUUUUUAAAACAAAAUACCAGACUGUGAACCUCUUUAGGUUGCGUUUUUCCAGCCUUAGGGAGUAGCCAGAGAAGGGUGUUCCAGGCACUUCCCAGCUCUGCCCCCGGGGCUGGCUUUCCCCAGAUUCACUACGUGAAUUACUAGUUAUCAUAUUGAUAAUCUUGCCCACCCCACCCCUGUUGCUUGAGGUCCCCUCACACCCCCUUUUCCCCCCCUAAACCUUGUCCCGUACCUGGUGUGAGCUCGUGGCUGUGUGGAUAAGCAGGAGUGGAUUCAGGGAGCUUCCCUUGGAUUGGGAUGGAGGAGCGGUGCGGGUGCUUUGGGAAGUGUUUGUGCUUGUCAGAGAGUGUCUUCCCUCCCUCCCUGCCUGUGUAGGGGGGGUGUGUGACAAUCCUGCCACCUCGGUGUGGUCCUGGAGCCGAGGAUCCCACACCUUCCCUCCCCACCCUGCAGAAAGCAAAGCCAAGGGUGUGCCAGGGAUUUUUCCUCAGCCCCUGGCACAGGCUCAGCACCUCCAGCAGCAUUGUACCCUGUUUGGAUCACUGUAGUCCCUGAAUUCCCUUAGUUCCCAGCUGGGUGCUGUUCUUCCUAAGCUCCUAACCGUUGUCACCGAGUCCCUGGACUCUGGCAUUUCCAGUAUCCUUAUGGAUCAUCACCUCUGCUCUCAGUGGCUUUCUUAGGCUGGGCUUAGUCCCCUCAGCACCACAAGGAUGUUGGCUUUGUCCUGCACCCCAAAACCUAAAUAUCAAAUUGUCAAAGGAGCAGGGAGCCUUUCUGGGAGCACCCUCCACCCAGAGGUGCCACAUGGUCCUUGGGUGAUUCCUUCAAGGAGAGAUUCCUUCCUUUAUCUUAUGUGGUGUCUUGUUUUGUGGAUUGUCACCUUAAGUCACUUCUCCCUGUGGGACAGAGCAGCCAGGCCUGCCCUGGCUCAGUCACCUGUGCAGCACCUCACACUCAUUCCCUGUGCUGCUAAUCCAGGAGAAAAGUGCCACUGGAAACUCCUUUUCCCUGCUUGAGAGAGCUGCAGGCCCGGCUGAGCGACUCAAUGUGGAAAAUCUCGAGUCCUUGGACUGGCACAUGUUGCCCUCUCCUCUCUCCCAAGGAAAAACACCAGGUGGCUGGAGGGUUUCCAUGGGGCACCGAUGGAAAAGUGGUGGAGGAAAGGGGGGGAAUCGGGGUGUUUGUCCCCUGAGAGCUGUGCCUGGGAGGUCCCCGAGAGCUGGGAAGCGGCAGGAGCGAUGCUGGGAUUCCUGGGAGCUGGUGCAGCCCCUCGGCACAAGGUGGGAAUCAUGAAUCCGUCGUCUUCUCGUUUCCAGUUUUGGGUUUUUUUUUGAGAAAUCUGCAACCCAAAAAUUUGGGGUGUGGAGGUGAACCCCCCACAUCCCCAGAGAAACAAGACUCCCCCUCCGUUCCCAUUCUCAGCUGGACAGGCUGGAACCUACCAGCAGGGAAGGGAUGGGGCAGGCAGGAGGAUGAGGAGGGAAAAAAACCACCCAAAUUGAGCUCGUUAUGGAUUUUCAUCCGUGUUUCCCUUCCCGUGUCCAGUUGGAAGCUCCAGUUCCAUCUCAGUAUUUCAAUAACUCAGGUGUUGUGGGAGAGAACACGUUGAAACAAAGAGCGUAACUUAUGUCACGUGAACUGUACAGAUAUUUGUAAAAUUCCAUAAAUAAAAUAUAUUCUGUAAUGA